Messenger RNA from Coccomyxa subellipsoidea C-169, 2299 nucleotides. RefSeq names its product MA3-domain-containing protein. The coding region runs from base 1 to 1770 and encodes 589 amino acids. Gene Ontology annotation, biological process: negative regulation of DNA-templated transcription. NCBI's taxonomy places the organism in Eukaryota, Viridiplantae, Chlorophyta, Trebouxiophyceae, Coccomyxaceae. The transcript is spliced from 14 exons. The record is from RefSeq and is a predicted model, not a curated record.
AUGGAGCAGCACAUGACCAGCGUGCAGAGCCAGCAGGUGAAACAGUACAAGCAGUCGGUGGAAGCCCUGAUAGAUGAGUAUUUCAACAGCGGGGACCUGCAGGAAGCUAGCACCCGGCUGCAGGAGCUGGACGAGCCGGAGUACAACCACUUCUUUGUGAAGAAGGUGGUGACGCGCGCGCUUGACAAGCACAACCACGAGCGCGAAAUGGCAUCCAUCCUCCUCUCAGCACUCCUGGGCGAGGUGAUAAGCGCGGCACAGAUGGCGAAGGGCUUCAGGCGGCUGCUGGACGCGGCGGCCGACCUGCGCCUGGACGUUCCCGAGGCCCCACACCAGAUCGCGGCCUUCAUCGCGCGCGCUGUAGCGGAUAACGUGCUGCCGCCCGCCUUUGUUGAAGACAUUCCAGCAGAUGAGCUGGACGAUGUGGGAGUGGUGAAGGUGCGAUCUGGUGAGCUGCUGCGCGAGCCUGGGGCGGGCGAGCGCCUUGCCAACAUCUGGGGCUCCGGUGCCGGACUCGUCCUUGAAGAGACCCACGCCGCGAUGGGCCGCCUGCUCAAGGAGUAUGUGCGGUCGGGGGACUCGGCAGAAGUUGAGAAGGGGCUGCGGGCGCUGGCGGUGCCAUUCUUCCACCACGAGUUUGUGCGCCAGGCGGUAGUCAUCGCACUCCACAACACGCCAAAACAGGACUCCAUUCUGCAGCUGCUCGGCGGCUUCGCGGAGUCCGGAUUUCUGUCCACCACGCAGCUCGUCAGGGGGUUUCAGAGGGUGGCGGACAACCUGGAGCGUGACGUGGCGAGCACGCGCGAAAAGUUCGAGGCAAUAGUGGCGGCCGGGUGUGCGGGCGGCUGGCUGGAGCGCGGCUUUGAGGAGGGCUACUUGGGCGCGCACGGCCGCACCAACGGCACCGCGCCCACGCCCGAGGCCAAGGCGUUCAAGCAGGGCGUGAUUGGGAUCGCGCGCGAGUACUUCCUGUCAGCCGACACCGAGGAGGUCGCCACCGCUCUCAGCGAGCUGGCCAAGCCCGAGAUGCACCACAUCUUUGUCAAGCAGGCGAUUCUGCUGGCGCUGGACAGGCGUGACCGCGAGCGAGAGAUGGUGAGCGUGCUGCUGGCAGCGCUCAACCCCAAGACUGUCUCCGAGGACAGCAUCGCUCAGGGCUUCACCGACCUCAUGCUCGCAUGCGAGGACUUGGAACUGGAUCUGCCGGACGCAACGCACUACAUAGCGCUUUUCCUGGGCCGCGCAAUCGUCGACGAGGUGCUGCCGCCCGCUUUCCUGACUACCGUGCUGGCGCGUAUGAACGAUGACUCCCUGGGAGUCCACAUUGUGCGCAGCGCAGGCAACAUGCUGGGGGCCAGGCACGCCGCGGAACGGCUGCAGCGCUGCUGGGCGACACCCUUCGCAUUCUCAAUCGACCACCUGCGCCACAGCUUCCAGGCGCUGCUGAAGGAGUAUGUAGUAAGCGGUGUCUACGCGGAAGCUGCCGGCUGCCUGCGCGCGCUGGACGCGCCGCACUACCACCACGAGUUUGUCAAGCGCGCUCUCCUGGCAGCAUUCGAGGCGCCCGAGCAAGCGCCCGCGCUGAUGAGCCUGCUCGCCACGCUGACCGAGACCGGCCAGGUGUCACAGACGCAGGUGGACACAGGGUUCCAGCGCGUGGAGGGCGAUUUGGACGACAUCGAUUUGGACUACCCAAAUGCCAAAAAGCUGUUUGCUGACUACAAGGCGCAGGCAACCGAGUCUGGCUGGCUCUCGCCCGCAGCUGCCUAGAGGGUGUCAGGGUAUUAAGGGGUGCAAGAUUGAACAGCAGGGUCAACCCUGUCAUAACCCUAAUCACACCCCUCAAACUUGUAUGGCAGAGAUAGCUCCGAAACUUCCUCCCAGGCGACGCCAGGCGACUUUUGCUUGUCUGAGACUGGAGCUUGUGAGGUGUGUGUUCUGAUGUGCCAAAAAAAGGAAGGUGACUCUGGAUCAAAUGUAAGACAGCAGGCUUCGACGGCUGACAGCCUGUCAGUGACAGCAUAGGACUGUCGUACUCGCCAAGUAUUUGGGCGAGCAUGUGACAGCUGCACGUGCCUUUGUGCCGGGGUUUUGCAUGUGUCAUUAUGGCAUCAGCCGUGUUUGGCACACCCUGUUUGUGUGCACGUGCAUGGAGCUUGCUGCACAGCUGCAAAGGGUGUGUGAGUGGUGUACAACACAUGCAUAAUUGCGGCAUGCUAUACCAACACAGAGUGUUGCAGCGACUGUGUACUCUAUGAGUGUGAGUGUUUGACUUUUCUUGUAAUCAAGUGCAGCAGUC